AUGAUCCAAUUCGCAAAAGAUAACGAUGAUGAUCCAAAUUCAUUAAUGGAUAUGACUAGAAGAGAAAGAUUAAUAAGUGAGGAAAUUAUGAUCCAAUUGCAUGAGGAUAAGGGUAACCCCCAACCAAGGAGUUAUAACGAUGAUGAAUGGAUAGAAAAAAUAUCGAUACUUCAAGAAAAUGAAUACCUAUGCAUGUCAGCUAUUACAACGUUACUCAUUAAAAAUCACGAUCUAACCACAAAAAUGAAUGAAUCAGAACUUAGUAAAUAUACCCCCGAAUUUCUUAAAAAUCUUACAGAUGAUAGAAAGAGAGACCAGGGGCGAAGACGUCUUCGGGACAGAUAUGGAUUCAAUGAUAAGCAAAUAUCUAUAUUAAUUCCAGCCCAAAAAGGUGGACGACCUAAAGAUCUUAGUGAAAAGGACACAAACGCCGAAUGUGUAAAAUUAGUUAAAACCGCAAUGAAUGAAAAUGCAGGAUCUUCUAGGUUGUCGCGUCUUAGAAGAGAGUUGCGAAUUCUUGGUGCAUCUACUGCAAUAAUUGAAGCAACAAAGAUACCUGAAAUCACAAGAAAAGCUAAUGAGAUUCAAAAAGAACAAAGACAGAAAGCGGAAGAUGCUGGAAAUAUUGAAUAUCCAGACCAUUUUUUGAUAGAAUCCGUUAAAGAAAGAUUGGGUUCAUAUGAUAUUAAAACUUUACCAGAUAUACAAGCUCUCGCCGAUGUAAUGAUAAUGCUUUGUAUCCGCCCUGCUGAACUUAUAACUUUACGCAUUGCUGAUACAGGAGUAACUGGGUAUGCUAAAAAUCGUGACCAGCAAGAUAUUCCUUGA
Molecule: messenger RNA, 828 nt
Organism: Entrophospora candida
Lineage: Eukaryota; Fungi; Glomeromycota; Glomeromycetes; Entrophosporales; Entrophosporaceae
Source: the annotation of a GenBank genome assembly